AUGGAAGACAUAUCUGAAGAGCAAGAGUUCAAAUAUGGAGAACAUAGUUUACAAAAGAUAAAGGUCUUUAAGUACAGCUCGACCAAUGCAAGCACAUACAUAUAUAUCCACGGAGGUGCUUGGAGAGACCCCAGCAACACAUUCGAUGAAAUGAGACCUGUUUUAGGUAUCCCCAAUGCUAACUUGAUAGGAAUAAAUUACCGUUUGUCUCCAGAGAUCAAACAUCCUGAACACUUGAUUGAUAUAUUAAGGGCAUUGAGAUUUGUCAAGCAGAAUUUUGACGUCAGCCAAAUUACUUUAUUGGGGCAUUCGGUUGGAGCCACUAUGAUUCUUCAGUUGUUGCAUUACAGACAAAUUAUACGUGAUGGGUUGAAGCACACACACAAAGAUGAUUUAUCCAGCCUAGACAACUUGUUUGCUUAUGUUAAUGACAAUGUGCUUUUGCUGCAAGUGAUAUUUUUGGAUGGCAUUUAUGAUGUGGUUGAGUUAUUGAAAGAGUAUCCUGAUUAUGCAUCGUUUGUAGAUGAUGCAUUUGUGUCUAACAAACAUUUCGCCGACUCAACCCAACUUAGUUCGGCAAAUGAAUCGUUGGACUUGCCUUUUUCUUUGGUUUCGAAAGACACAAAGUUUUUGAUUUACCAGUCCUUGGAAGAUGAUCUUCUUUCGAUGAAACAAACACAUCUAUUAAUUGACUAUUUGUCUUCAAAAAAUCAAGGGUUCACAUUGCAUGUAGGCAAUUGGGGCAAACACGAAGAGAUAUUUGGCAAAUACAGAGAAAUAGUGUUUUCUGGUAACGUACCUUAA
Messenger RNA from Candida albicans SC5314, 804 nucleotides. Its product is annotated as arylformamidase. The coding region runs from base 1 to 804 and encodes 267 amino acids. The record is from RefSeq and is a predicted model, not a curated record. The transcript has a single exon. Gene Ontology annotation, molecular function: arylformamidase activity. Lineage: Eukaryota; Fungi; Ascomycota; Pichiomycetes; Serinales; Debaryomycetaceae.